AUGGACGACGGGGACAAAGGGUGGAAUCACUUGGUGAAGGUAUUACGCUUGACAGAAGACCAACAAAGAGCUCUGGAAAGCAGGGGAGUAGAUGAUAUCAACCUGUUCCACGGUUCGGCGGGGCUUGGGCAGGUUGAUUUCUUUGCUUUCGAUAACGAAACGAACAUCUUUCCACAAGCGCGAAGAGUUCUAAUGUCAGAUGCUUGGAAAUGGAUUGACAACAAUAUGAAUAGCAUUCAUGAUGACGACGAUGAUUGGAGUUGGUUUGUUGGAAACUUCAGGAAGACAUCAUUUCAGCGGCACGUUUCGAGAGAAAAACGGGCUGCUGAAGCAAAGCUUCGAGACGAAGAAGACAAACGCUACAAAACUGCAGAACCAAACCAAGCGAAUGCUUCGUCCUUUGCGGCCUGUGGGACGCGCACGAUGGCAGGAGUUGCGACCAUGCCUCCCAUUUUCCGCGAGCACCUGGUUCCAAAGCAUGUCAAAGAGCACUUCACUAGCAUAUUCGAGUUCGAUCCCAGCGACGAGGACAAGCGCAAAAUUGAUAUUCUAGUCAAUGGCCUCCUUGCUACCGGAACAUCUUACAAUUUGAAAUCGGUGCCGGAAACCAGCAAAGAUCCGACAUCAAGAACAGUUCAGACCCACCACCUGGACUUUAUUGCGACGCAGUUUGAAGGGCAAGUGACCACCGAACGAAUCUUCAAGGAUGGAGGAGACAAGAAUACUAGACGGUCGCUUGCCGACCUUGGCCUCACUGGUGGUAUUUCCAACACCGGCAGCUUCCCAGGGGCAUAUUUUCACUCUGGGCCACUGGAACAACUUCAGGAGUCGCAAUGCAAUUUCGUCAUUACGUCAUUGUUCGAGUGCAAGGACACAGAUAUUGCAUUGGGUUCCCACAUGAUGCUUCUGACAGACGUGUUUUGA
Molecule: messenger RNA, 924 nt
Organism: Seminavis robusta
Lineage: Eukaryota; Bacillariophyta; Bacillariophyceae; Naviculales; Naviculaceae
Source: the annotation of a GenBank genome assembly